UUCUGAUGUGUUAAAACAACACAGAGAUGCAGAAAACUAAUUACAUACAGUUAGGUUACACCCACAGAUUUUUCUUUUUUUCAAUAUUUUUUUUUUCCAAAUAGUGACAAAACAAAUUAAACACAUACCCGAGAAAAGAGUCUGUGAGGUUAGGUUCCUCUCCUCAUUUUUAUGCCAGAAUUUAUUUAUUUAUUUAGUUAACUUAUCUGGGCUCUGACAAGCUGUUCCUCACCGAGAGGAGUCGAAUGAUAAUUCUUCAACCUAAAAGGUAACCACUAUCAAGCUUCCAUCUUUAUGUUCUCACAUUGAUCUCUGCUCAAUAUUAUUGCAUCUUUUUGUUUCAAUGGAUAUCUCGUUUGCAACAUAGUCAGUUUUGGAUCUCACUGCGUAUUGGGGUUUUUGAUCUGUAAUGUUAUCUGAGCUGGGGUGGAUUUUUUUUGUUUUAGUUGUGGUGUUUGGAUGAAUGGGUUUUUUUGCUGGAUGCCUAAAAUUUUCAUCUGGGCUUUAAAUGUUUGUUCUCUCUUCUUGUUUACGAUGAACUGGGGCUUGCAUUUCAAAUUUUGUUAAGGCUUCUCGGGAGGCAGUUAGGGUUUUGAGAUUUUAUUGCUGUUGUGGAUUACGGUUUUGGGAAUUUAUUAAUAUGGAUGGUGUUGGAGAAUCAUCUGAAUCUGGAUCUACUGUAUCUACUCCCAAGUUGAUAAAAAGUGGGAGUGUGCGCGAUGAUGAUGCUUGUCCUAGGCAAGUGUCACCAAUUAGGAUUGGUGCGUCGAGGAAUACAAGCCCCUUGGGCCGUGUUGGAUCAAGAAAUACCAGUCCUUCUAGGCAGAAGGCGAUUAAGACCAAACCACGGGGUUUAGAUGAGGAAACAGUGGCUACAUUUGGUAAAGCUGUUUACCCUGAUGUUCAAAUGGAGGAUAACAUAUGGGCAAUGUUGCCUGAAGAUCUACUGAAUGAGAUUUUGGCUAGGGUUCCUCCUUUUAUGAUAUUUCGACUUCGAUCAGUUUGUAAAAGAUGGAAUUCUAUUCUUCAAGACAGCAGUUUUCUUAAAUUUCACUCACAAGUGCCAUCUCAUGGACCGUGUCUUUUGACAUUUUGGAAAAAUUCACAGACACCACAAUGCUCAGUUUUUAGCUUGCCUUUGAAAACAUGGUACAGAAUUCCUUUCACAUUUUUACCGCAGUGGGCAUUUUGGUUGGUUGGUUCCUCAGGGGGCCUUGCUUGCUUUUCUGGGCUUGAUGGGCUAACUUUCAAAACUUUAGUUUGUAAUCCUCUCACUCAAACUUGGAGAACGUUGCCAAGCAUGCAUUAUAAUCAACAAAGGCAAUUGAUAUUGGUUGUUGAUAGAACGGAUAGGUCGUUUAAAGUGAUAGCCACCAGUGAUAUUUAUGGUGAUAAGUCAUUGCCCACUGAAGUGUAUGAUUCGAAGCUUGACAGAUGGUCACUCCACCAAAUAAUGCCUGCAGUCAAUCUUUGUUCUUCAAAGAUGGCAUAUUGUGAUUCGAGAUUGUAUCUGGAAACUCUUUCACCACUUGGUUUGAUGAUGUAUCAGCUUGACGCAGGUUACUGGGAACACAUUCCAGCCAAGUUCCCACGGUCUUUGUUGGAUGGCUAUUUGGUGGCUGGCACUCAGAAGCGUCUGUUUCUAGUCGGAAGAAUUGGCCUUUAUAGUACUCUUCAGAGCAUGAGAAUUUGGGAGUUGGAUCACACAAAGAUUGUGUGGGUGGAGAUCAGUAGGAUGCCACCAAAGUAUUUUCGGGCUUUGUUGAGGCUAUCAGCAGAGAGAUUUGAGUGCUUUGGGCAGGAUAAUUUGAUCUGCUUCACAUCUUGGAACCAAGGAAAGGGCCUUCUGUAUGAUGUAGAUAAGAAGGUUUGGUCUUGGAUUGCUGGGUGCGCUCUUCAAUCAUAUAACAGUCAGGUGUGUUUUUAUGAGCCAAGAUUUGAUGCUUCCAUUUACUAGGCUGACAAUUUUGUGGUUUGCAGCUUCAAUCGUUCUCAUGUUAUUCAGUGGAUCAUGAGGAAGUUGAGCGUUAUCUUUGUUUUUUGUUUUCUACUUCUUUCCAUCUAUCCUUCGUCUCUCUCUUUUGCACUUUUGUAAGGGUUCUCUUCCCCGGCCUAUUGACUAAUGAUUCAAGUUACUUUAGUUUUGCACACUGGAUUGGUAUUAUUGGGGCAGCAGUAGGAAGCAGGUUAAAUCAGCAAGAUUUUCAAAUGUGCUGUCAAUGAUGUCAUGACCUUGUUCCAAGGUUCUGUCCUGCAUGUGGAUUGAGCAUCACCUGGUUCCAAGGCUUUGUGACGCACAUGGACUGACCACUGUUACACUCUGAUCACUUGAUGAGGAAUGGGCUUGUUAAAGAAUGUGCUUAAUGGAUAAUGAUGUCUUGGGGGAAAUUGCAGGAAGAUUUUUCCCCUUUUCCUGCUUAUGUACAUUCUCUGAAAAUGGUUAUCUAAUGACAAUUUUGCAACUUGAACUUCUGUGA
Messenger RNA from Hevea brasiliensis (rubber tree), 2477 nucleotides. RefSeq names its product F-box/kelch-repeat protein At5g15710-like. Lineage: Eukaryota; Viridiplantae; Streptophyta; Magnoliopsida; Malpighiales; Euphorbiaceae. Gene Ontology annotation, molecular function: protein binding. The record is from RefSeq and is a predicted model, not a curated record. The transcript has a single exon. The coding region runs from base 641 to 1957 and encodes 438 amino acids.